This is a messenger RNA of Labrus mixtus (cuckoo wrasse), 1550 nucleotides long. It is a transcript of the gene pglyrp6, whose product is annotated as peptidoglycan recognition protein 6. The transcript is spliced from 5 exons. Gene Ontology annotation, molecular function: peptidoglycan binding; zinc ion binding; peptidoglycan immune receptor activity. NCBI's taxonomy places the organism in Eukaryota, Metazoa, Chordata, Actinopteri, Labriformes, Labridae. Gene Ontology annotation, biological process: defense response to Gram-positive bacterium; detection of bacterium; peptidoglycan catabolic process. The record is from RefSeq and is a predicted model, not a curated record. Bases 67 to 1482 code for a protein of 471 amino acids.
ACUCUAUAAAUGAGAGGCAGGGAACGAGGUGAAGGACAGUUUGAGUCCCCGAGCUGAAGGUUCAGGAUGGAGAGAAGCUGCUGGAGACAGAUCCUGGUUCUGCUGCUCUUUGUCAGCACGUAUGCAGAAGCUUCAUUUUCCCGUCACAUGGAGGACUUCAUCACGGCGGUGAAGCAGGUGGAGGACGGGAUCCCCGGAUCAGAGCCGGUGUCUGUGCUGAAGAGUCUGCGGCGCGCGGCCGGCCUUAACGACGCUUUCAUUCAGCGCUUCCUGGGUGAUGCAGACUCUGGUGUUCCUGAGGUGAACCCUGACCUCUCUGCGUCCAUCAGCCGGGCCGUGCGGCACAGAGUGACCGAGGACGCUGCAGAGGAGGGCGUGGUCCUGACCCCUGAUGGCACCACCGUCGCCCUCACACCGCUCCUCCUGGGGCUGGAAGCCGGCUUCAUGUCUACAUCUAACGGGUCGGUUCGGGGGCUGGUUCAGCUCACUCUGGCUAAAGAUCUGAACCUGUCGUUCAGAAUCAGAGCUCCUCAGAAGCAGCUCCUGGGACCCGACGGCUGCUGGGACAACAUCACCUCCCCUGAAGUCUUCACCCUGCAGGACCGCCCCGCUCUGCUCACCACCGCUCAGAUCAACGGAGGCAUGGACGGUGUGGUUUUAGGGAUGGCGCUCUCCGACAGAUCUAGACGUCCCGUGAAGCUGAGCGACCUGCUGACCGAGUACUACUGCCACCUGCUGGAGAGAGGAGGCGGCAUGGACGUGGCCCCGCGUCUCGUCGGCCGGCGGCGCAGGGAAAACUUCAGAGAGCUGGUGGAGGUCUAUCCGCUGAGCCGGCAGGUGGUGAGGGCGGUGGAGCAGCAGAGGAGAGUGUUGGGGCGAUCGAAGAUGGAGGUGAGGGAGAAGAAGCAGCUGCAGGCGGCGGUGAGAGAGGGAAUGAGAGAGUUUGUCCAGAAGUACAUCGUUUGCCCUCCCAUCAUCCCUCGCUGCAUGUGGGGGGCGAGGCCUUACAGAGGGACCCCCACCAACCUGUCUCUCCCGCUCUCCUUCAUGUUCAUCCACCACACCUCCACUCCCGGACGGCCCUGUCUCACCUUCCAGAAGUGCUCCGAGGACAUGCGCUCCAUGCAGCGGUUCCACCAGGACGACCGAGGCUGGGACGACAUCGGCUACAGCUUCGUCGCAGGCUCUGACGGGUUCCUCUACGAGGGCCGGGGCUGGACCUGGCAGGGGGCCCACACCCUCGGGCACAACACCGUCGGCUAUGGCGUGUCCUUCAUCGGAGACUACACCUCCAGCCUGCCGUCGCAGCACUCCAUGGGGCUGGUGCGAGAUCAGCUGGCCUCCUGUGCUGUCGGCGGGGGGCGGCUCAAAGCCAACUUCACCCUGCAGGGACACAGACAGGUGGUGGACACUUCCUGUCCCGGAGACGCUCUUUAUGAAGAGAUCAGAGGCUGGGAACACUUCGGGGAGGUGAAGAAAUAACGAUGAUCUGCCGGGCAAGAAGAGGAACUAUGGAUAAACCAAAACUUAUAAAUAAACGUUUGUCUCUA